AUGCCGAUUGAGGCCCUUUCUCCAGCCACAGCCCGGGCAAUCGGAUCUACAUCAGUUAUCUCCGACCCUUGCUCAGUGGUCAAGGAGCUGAUUGACAAUGCUUUAGAUGCGGACUCAUCAUCGCUCGUGGUCGAAAUAUCUCCAAAUACCGUGGACGUGAUACAGGUUAAAGAUAAUGGAUACGGAAUCCCCACUGAAGACCACCCGAAUGUCUGCCGGCACACUUACACCAGCAAAAUUCAAACACUCGAAGAUCUAGAUAAUGUCGGUGGGAGUUCGUUUGGGUUCCGUGGAGAGGCAUUGGCCAGUGUGGCUGAAAUGUCUGGCGGCAUCACCGUCACUACCCGGACUGCGACAGAAGUUACCGGGCUAUGCCUAAAGUACGAGAAGGAUGGCCAUCUUUCUCAGUCUCAGCGGACAUCUCACCCGGUCGGCACGACUGUGCGCAUCGUGCACUUUCUCAAGCAUAUACCUGUCCGCAGACAGCUAGUCUUGAAAAAUGCUGCCAAGAUACUCACCAAAAUCAAAAAAUUGCUUCAAGCCUACGCUAUUGCUCAGCCUUCCAGGAGGUUCUCGUUGAAAGUUCUCAAGGCGAAAAACGAGAACAACAACUGGACGUACGCACCCAGUACCGGUGCCACACUCUCUGAUGCGGCGGGGCAGAUUUUUGGCCGAGAGAUAUCGUCUUGUUGCGUCAUUAAGGAAAUUUCGCCUGGAACAUCUGCUUCUGAAAGCGAACCAAAGCGCAAUGGAUAUGAGGUUCUAGCUUUCCUUCCAAAGGCAGAUUCAGAUAUUUCCAAACUCAAUAGCUGUGGGCAAUUCAUCAGUGUGGAUGAUAGGCCAUUAUCUGCUACCCUGGGCAUUGGUCAAAAUAUCGCCAAACUGUUCAAAUCCUACAUCCGUGCCAGUUUUUCAAAGGGCGAAGCACCAAAAUCAAUCAGCGAUCCGUUCCUUUGUCUCCAGCUUAGGUGCCCUCGCGGCUCAUAUGAUGUUAACAUUGAACCAGGCAAAGAUGAUGUUUUGUUUGAGGAUCAUAAAAUUGUCAUCGCUUUGGUCGAGAGCAUGUUCAAGGGACACUACGGGCCAAUCGCAGAUUCGUGCUCAAAAAGUCCAGUUCAAGGCAAACCUUGCCGUGUACACAAAAGCGACAGGUUUGGCCUCAUGCUAGCUCGAAAUGAAGUGCAAACAACCGCUGUCAAAUCCACAGCAACAAGUGACCUACCCGUUCAGUCUGAACUGACACUCCCCCUGACUCAGGGCGCUCCGCGACUUGAAGCUUCCCCGGUGCAAACGCCCUUUCGGGUCGUUAGUCGGACCUCUCGCGAAGUUGGAAAGUGCACAGCGGCACGUACAGGAUCUCCUUCUCUUAAUCCCUGGUCUGCCACAAGAAUGAAUUCAUCUCUACGUACUCCAAGGCGGGAUAUUGUCCCCUGGCCUAUCAGUUCAGAAGCUGCCUCCAGUGAAUCAUCGCCAGCAAGCAUUCGGCGCAACGAUUCUUGUAGGAAUAACCAAAUCCUACUCCAAGAAAGUCCCGAACUCAUAAGCCCUCCCAUCUCGCGACUUGUUUCAACAUCACCCGUCACUCGGCGACGACAAUCCCAAGCGCAAUGGUCGCAGGUCUCCCCAACCCAAACACUCUCAACAAAUGAUUGCAGAAAGACAGCACGGCAGCGUGACAAGGAACGAUAUGGCAAUGGGGCGCUGGAUACAUGGUUUGCCAAAACUACACAAGUCUCACUCGCUGAAGAUUCUUUGGAGCAGACAGUCGAGCAAGAGCAAAUCAUACCGACUAUAUCUCAGCUUGCGCAGGAGAGGUUCGGGACCCAGGCUGGACGCUUAGAUCGUAUCACUGAAGUCCAUUCGCCGGACUCCAGACAUGGAGCAAAAUCCGGGCAGUCGCCUCGGCCAUCUAAGCAGGAUCAAAGCACAACCGAUACCGGGCAUCAAGGUUCUAUGGAUAGUGGGCGUGGAUUUCCAGUCUUAGAAAGAUGGGCGGCCAGUCUUCGAGAAGGUUUUACUCCGGAAACUCUUUCUGAAAUCGACAAAGCCCUUGACUUCGAGAAGCGCAAGAAGGAAGCCAUUCAAAAGCACCGCGCGCGCCCCACGAGCAACAAUACACCGUCCAGCUCCCAGGUCAGCGCCAGCAGUUCUCAUUCGCCGCAUCACAGCCGCUUUCUCAAGGCAAAGGCUGCUUUGGCAUCCAAUCGGUCAUUUUCUACAGACUCAGGGUCUGGUAAUUCCCUUUCUCCUCACGAUCCAAAUUCCCUUUCUCCUAAUGAUCCAAGGGCCUAUCUCAUUCGGCAGAAUGCCCGGAUAGUGUCUAAAGACGAUAGCAAGACUUGUCCGGUUCCCAACAACAAGUUGCCCUUUGAGCGCAUACCCGAAGGUUAUGAUGUUCAUAGUCUUGGCUCAUUAAUGCCGAUGGACCUAUCAUUCGUUGAGAAGUCAUUUAGGCUCAUGGCCCUCCAUGAUUAUUAUAUACAUGACACAGCGGAGGAAACGUUGACAGCAUCUGCUAUCGAAUCUCUAACGCCGCUCUGGAAUAAACGACUCAAUGGUAUCGUCAACAUGAGGUACAAGUCGCAGAUUUCAGACUUGGAAAUCAAUGCCCCUGUCUUCAUUGACCAUCUAAAGCAAUUCGAUUCAUCCUGA
This is a messenger RNA of Penicillium verhagenii, 2652 nucleotides long. Its product is annotated as putative DNA mismatch repair protein. NCBI's taxonomy places the organism in Eukaryota, Fungi, Ascomycota, Eurotiomycetes, Eurotiales, Aspergillaceae. The coding region runs from base 1 to 2652 and encodes 883 amino acids. Gene Ontology annotation, biological process: mismatch repair. The transcript has 3 exons. The record is from RefSeq and is a predicted model, not a curated record. Gene Ontology annotation, cellular component: MutLalpha complex. Gene Ontology annotation, molecular function: mismatched DNA binding; ATP-dependent DNA damage sensor activity; ATP binding.